AUGACAACGCCAGUCUUCGUCCGUACAGAAGCAAACCGUUUCGCAUCCUUGCUGCAAAUAUGCUGCCUUCAAAGUCCCAUAUCUUACUCCCUUGUCCGUCCUGUCCAUGCCCACAUGAUAGCUUCUGGUUUCCAGCCAUGUGGCCACAUCCUCAACCGUCUGAUCGAUAUCUACAGCAAAUCCUCAAAAUUGAGCUACGCUCGUCACCUGUUCGAUGAAAUUCUCCAACCAGAUAUUGUUGCAAGAACAACACUCAUUUCUGCGUACUCUGCCGCAGGGAAUCUAAGGCUUGCGCGUAAGAUAUUUGUAGAGACUCCGUUAAGUUUGCGAGACUCUGUUUUUUAUAACGCCAUGAUCACUGCUUAUUCGCACAAUCAUGAUGGUAAUUCUGCUAUCGAACUUUUUUGUGAUAUGCAAAGGGAUAAUUUUAGGCCCGAUAAUUUUACGUUUACGAGUGUUCUUGGUGCAUUGGCACUUGUUGCUGAAAAGGAAAAGCACUGCCAGCAGUUGCAUUGUGCAGUGGUGAAGUCGGGAACCGGGUUCGUCACUUCGGUAUUAAAUGCCCUAAUUUCAUCUUACGUGAAGUGUGCAGCUUCACCAUCAGCGCGAUCAUCGUCCUUGAUGGCUGCGGCUAGGAGGUUGUUUGAUGAGAUGCCUAAUAGAGAUGAGUUGUCAUGGACAACUAUAAUUACAGGGUAUGUGAAGAAUGAUGAUCUUGAUGCAGCCAAAGAGUUUCUUAAUGGGACUUGUGAGAAAUUAGGGGUUGCAUGGAAUGCUAUAAUUUCAGGUUAUGCUCAUCGCGGGUUAUAUCUAGAAGCGUUUGAGAUGUUUAGGAAGAUGAAUAUGUUAAGAAUUCAGUUGGAUGAGUUUACUUAUACAAGCAUUAUUAGCGUUUGUGCAAAUGGUGGGUGCUUUCGGCUUGGAAAGGAAGUGCAUUCUUAUUUUCUAAAAAAUAUGGCAAAUCCUGCACCGGACAUUUCAUUGCCCGUGAAUAAUGCAUUGAUUACGUUCUACUGGAAAUGCGGUAAGGUUGAUGUGGCCCAAGAGAUAUUUAAUAAGAUGCCAGCGAGGGAUCUUGUAUCAUGGAAUGUAAUCUUAUCAGGGUAUGUAAAUGUUGGGUGCAUGGAUGAAGCUAAAUGCUUUUUUAAUAAGAUGCCUGAGAAAAACCUUUUGUCAUGGAUUAUAAUGAUAUCUGGAUUAGCACAGAGUGGGUUUGCAGAAGAGGGGUUGAAGCUUUUCAAUCAGAUGAAAUUACAGGGUUUUGAACCAUGUGAUUAUGCAUUUGCAGGAGCUAUUACAUCUUGUUCUGUGCUUGGAUCAUUAGAGCAUGGACGCCAGCUCCACUCUCAACUUGUUAGGUAUGGUCAUGAAUCAAGCCUUUCAGCUGGAAAUGCACUGAUUACAAUGUAUGCAAGAUGUGGUGUUGUCGAUGCUGCACAUUGUUUAUUCAUUAAUAUGCCUUGUGUGGACGCAGUAUCUUGGAAUGCCAUGAUUGCAGCUCUGGGGCAACAUGGACAAGGAAUUCAAGCAAUUGAACUUUUUGAAGAGAUGCUGAAGGAAGGCAUAUUGCCCGAUCGGAUAUCAUUUCUUACAGUUAUUUCUGCUUGUAGUCAUGCGGGUUUAGUUAAAGAAGGGCGCAGAUAUUUUGAUUCAAUGUAUGGCAAUCAUGGUAUAAUCCCAGAUGAAGAUCAUUAUGCACGUGUUAUUGAUUUGUUAUGUCGAGCUGGGAAAUUCUCAGAAGCAAAGGAGGUGAUGGAAUCAGUGCCUUUUGAGCCUGGUGCACCAAUUUGGGAGGCACUUUUAGCUGGUUGCCGGAUUCAUGGGAACAUAGAUUUGGGGAUUGAAGCUGCAGAGCGACUCUUUGAGCUCAAACCUCAACAUGAUGGAACCUAUGUACUGUUGUCAAAUAUGUAUGCUGUCGCUGGCCGGUGGGAUGACAUGGCCAAGGUGCGGAAACUAAUGAGGGACCGUGGGGUGAAGAAGGAGCCUGGGUGUAGUUGGAUUCAGGUUGAAAACAAGAUCCAUGCAUUUUUGGUUGGCGAUGCUAAGCACCCUGAGGUGCAACAGGUUUACAACUACCUUGAUCAACUGGUAUUGGAAAUGAAAAAGAUAGGGUAUGUGCCUGACACAAAGUAUGUGUUGCAUGAUACGGAAUCUGACCUAAAGGAACAUGACUUGUCUACUCACAGUGAGAAGCUUGCGGUUGCUUAUGGACUUAUGAAACUUCCCCAUGGAGCCACAGUCAGGGUUUUUAAGAAUCUUAGGAUCUGUGGUGAUUGCCACAAUGCCUUCAAGUUUAUGUCAAAAGUUGUGGGAAGAGAAAUUGUAGUGAGAGAUGGAAAGAGGUUUCAUCACUUUAGGGAUGGCGGGUGCUCUUGUGGUGAUUACUGGUAG
Molecule: messenger RNA, 2394 nt
Organism: Dovyalis caffra
Lineage: Eukaryota; Viridiplantae; Streptophyta; Magnoliopsida; Malpighiales; Salicaceae
Source: the annotation of a GenBank genome assembly